Caenorhabditis elegans is the source of this 2102-nucleotide messenger RNA. RefSeq names its product Protein npp-24 (gene npp-24). Gene Ontology annotation, cellular component: membrane; nuclear pore. The transcript has 13 exons. The record is from RefSeq and is marked reviewed. Bases 77 to 2044 code for a protein of 655 amino acids. NCBI's taxonomy places the organism in Eukaryota, Metazoa, Nematoda, Chromadorea, Rhabditida, Rhabditidae.
AGAGACGGUGGAGACGCAGAAAUUACCAGACGGAGAAGUAAAUUUUCGAAUUGAAUUAGUUUUUCUCUUUUAAACCAUGCUCAUCACCCAUCUCAUCGAUUCUCUCAGCGACAGAGCUGUUAUCACUCCCUUAACUCCAACGAGUGUCAUUAUUUACGAUAAAAAUGAAUUAAAAGUUUAUGUCGGAUUCACAAACAAUCGUAAUAGCUUAGAAUACACAAAGGAAGUGGUUCUUCUCCUGUCGACAGAGAUUCCAAAGAAAGCGGAAAUUCGUGAAAUUAUUGUUUCUAAAAAUGGCGACUAUGUGAUUCUGGAAGGUCCGAGAAGUUUAUUCGUUGUGAGAAUUGGCGCUGAGAUUUUAGUGGCAAAACCUGAUCGUUUGCCAUCUGAAUGCUUUUGCGAAUGCUACCCUCUCCACGACAGUCUUCUUCUUCAGAAUAUUUCGCUCUCGGUCGUUAAAGUUCGCCUUUUACCUGAGAAAUGUGACGAAAAGACUUUCGUGACCGCAGUUCUCUUCUCGGAUAACUGUAUUAGAUUCUACAAUCUCCAGAAAAAGUUCGAUUCUCUGCUUUUAGCGGUUGAUUUUCGAAAUCAUCUUCACCAAGUACACGAUGAAAAUGUGGCAAAUAACACAUUUGGACUUCAGAAGGCAUUAGUUUCCUUCGAUUUGAUUCCUCCAAAACCGAAUACUUCGCAUUUUUCAAUAAUUUCCAUUGAUUCCGACUGUGAUUUCUACACUUCAUUCGUCCAUUUUUCAUGUUUUAAAGAAGGUUAUGCUCCUCGUAUUCAUCGUAUUGAACCUGUCGACGGACUCCCAUGUGAUCCACUGGAUCUUCGAUACAUUCAAACUACAAAUCCUCGAAUCUGUUCGGUUUUCGUAUUGGUGUCUGGUGGUGGAGUUCUUAGUCAUCUAGUCGUUUUUCCAAAUGAGUUCGGAGAAUUUCGAUUUCUUGUGAAGGAUCAACUUCGUCUCCCAUCAUCAAAUGGCGAUCCAAGAAUAGUACAAAAUCAAAUCAGAUCAUUGAAAGUCAGCAGAUAUGAAAUUGCAACAUCUUCUAGUCUUUUCUCAGUCAACAUCUUCCCCUGGUUUGAAGCUUUGACUUCUAUCUCGCCAACAUCUACUCUUGAAAAGGAGACUCGAGUUUCCGAGCUUGUCGAUGCAGUUAUUCCAUCUGAUGAACUUUCGAACACUACUAAAUGGACUGGAGCUCGUGCGCUUCGUGCUGUUUCAGUGCAACUGACACAGAGCCUGGCAACAGAGGAAGAAGAAUUGCUCCCCGAAUCUGAGAAUAUCAUGCAUUUGGUGAUUCUUGAAAACAAAGAUGGUCAACCUGCUCAUUUAUUCAACAUCUCCACAUUUGAUAAUAUAUGGUCAACUGAAAAUAAGACAUCUUUUGGAAGAGAUUCGGUGUCCCAGCCACCUAUGAAAAGUACGGGCUCUUUGGAGCAGCAACUUGCUGCUUUGAAACCACUUGCAGCUUGCGUAAUCUCCGAAAAAGUAUCAUGCGAAGAGGCAAUUGAUGCCGCUAUGAAGUUUUUCGAUGCAGUUGAUGAAAGAUUGAAGAAGCAUUGUGAAAUCUCAAAGUUAUUCGUGGAGAGAUGUCUCGCAGUCUCUUCAAGUGCUCAAGCUCUUGAUGAAAAGCAACAAAGUGUGGAUCAACGACUGAUUGAGGAAACAAACACUGUCGAAGAAUUGAAAAUUCGAAUGCACGAAACAAAAGAAAGAAUGGAAGGUGCGCGAAAAGGAAUCAAUGUGCUAUUCCACCGGGUUGACGAAAAUGUCCCAUUAAGUGACAAUGAAAUUCGAAUUUUCGAGCGUCUCAAGGAACACCAGAAAAUGCUCUCGGAUAUGACAAAACUAGUUCCGAAGAUGACAUUAGAUUCGAAUGAGAUCCACCGAAUGGCCAAUAUAGUGCUGAAAAAACGUGGAACAGGCGAAGAGCAGAACAGAUUUGCAGCUGUUGAGAAAAAUGCUACCGAAAUCGAAAGCUUGGAAGCUCGCGAGAACAAACUGAAUACCGGAAUUUCUGAGCUUUCUAUCUGAAAGUUAAUCUUAUUGUAAUGUUUUGAUAUUAUUGUUGUUGAAUGAAUCACUGUUUCCA